Cephus cinctus (wheat stem sawfly) is the source of this 690-nucleotide messenger RNA. Its product is annotated as neurophysin 1. The record is from RefSeq and is a predicted model, not a curated record. The coding region runs from base 33 to 485 and encodes 150 amino acids. NCBI's taxonomy places the organism in Eukaryota, Metazoa, Arthropoda, Insecta, Hymenoptera, Cephidae. Gene Ontology annotation, cellular component: extracellular region; secretory granule. Gene Ontology annotation, molecular function: neurohypophyseal hormone activity. The transcript is spliced from 3 exons.
CAUAGAAAACAAAAGAUUAUUAAAGCAAAAAAAUGCUGAAACUGUGUACCGUAAUUAUGGUUUUCAUUUCUAUUAGUUUUGCUUGUCUCAUAACAAACUGUCCUCGUGGUGGGAAAAGAAGUGGAGCUAUCACGUCGCUAGAAAAUAUAGUUAGAGAGUGUCCUUCUUGUGGGGCUGAUAAACAAGGCCAAUGUUUCGGUCCUCGAAUUUGCUGUGGUCCUUCCCUAGGAUGUUUAAUUGGUACUCCAGAGACACAUAAAUGCAGAAAAGAAAGUCUUUUCUCAAGACCUUGCAUCGCAGGAUACGCCAUGUGUCGAGGUAAUACCGGAAGAUGUGCAGCUAAUGGGAUUUGCUGUACGCAAGAAUCAUGCUAUGUGGAUGAUACCUGCAGGAUUACAGAUGACGUCAAUAACGAUCAUAGGAUUAUUUCCGAGCUCAAUGGAUUUCUUAACGAAGGCAAUGUCUUGGCAGAUCAUAAUCAGUAGUCGUUUAAAUCGAAUAGUACACCUGUCACAUUCUCUAAGAGUAUACAUCAUAUAAUUACGGCUUUGACAAGAAUUAUAUUGCAAAUAUAAUAUAUUUUACUUUUGCAAAAUGUGAAUAUUUUGCAUUACACGAGAAAUAAUUAAAAUAGGCUGUAAUGGCUGUCACGCAUUAUAAUUUGAAACUUAAAUAAAAGCGUACAAACUU